ACAGACAGGAGGCGGCGCAGACUAGACAGGGAGCCAGAACUGCCGCAAGAAAAGGGACGCCCCAGCGACUCUAGCGACAGUGUACGGAGUGCUUGUUGGUGGAAACUGCAGAAGUGUGAUCGAAUGAGGCUUUCUCUGUGACUCACAAUGGGUGAUCAAGACCCCAUUACUGCCUCUGAAGGCUACAAAAGGUUUCGGAGUAGUAUUCCACAGAGGAAGAUCGUGGUGGAUAAAAGUAAUCAGCCGUGGGUGGUGUAUGAUGCUGGGCCAAGACAUGUACACAGUCCCUUGGUUUGUUUGCCCCCUGUGUGUGGCACAGCAGAUGUCUUCUUCAAGCAACUCUUAGCACUCUCUCAAGCUGGAUACAGAGUCAUUUCUGUGGAAUAUCCGGUGUUCUGGUCUGUUGAAGAGUUCUGUGAUGGGUUUCUAAAACUCAUAGACCACCUGGAACUUGAUAAGGUUCACAUCUUUGGAGCCUCCCUCGGUGCAUUUCUAGCCCAAAAGGUGGCUGAGCAGACAUUCAAGAGUCCACGGGUACACUCCUUGCUUCUCUGCAAUGGCUUUGUCGACACAACAGCUUUCAAACAAACCAAGAGUGCCAAAGCGUAAGUAACCCUGCUGUAAAGUGUCAUCAAUGAGCUGAAGGCAAAGCAAAACUGCACCUGGAACAAGUGACAUACCCAUCAAAGUCCAGUAUGUGCCUGUGCAUUAGCCAGACACAAGGUUUCUUGGCAGGUGCCAUGGUCAGCAGCAUUUCAUCACCGCUAAGGUUACACACAAAACUUCACCAUAGGAAGUACAUGAUGGAAUGAUAAAUACUGCAUUGGUUGUGGGCUAUGCCAGCCUUUCUACUAAAGCGCCAAAUUCUGAUGAAUUUGCCGAGUGAGAAGCUGGAAUCUGAGGUAGCAAACUCAAUCGACUUUAUGGUGGAAAGGCUGGAUACUCUGGAGCGCAGUCAAUUAGCUGCACGCCUUACUCUCAAUUGCUCUGAUAACUAUGUGGAGCCACAGAAACUCAAGGACAUAUAUGUGACAAUCAUUGAUGUGUUUGAUGAGUCAGCUUUGUCACAAAGAUGCAAAGAAGAGAUGUACAAGUGUUACCCCAAUGCUAAGAGGGCACAUCUCAAAUCUGGUGGCAACUUCCCUUACCUGUCUCGGAGUGGUGAAGUAAAUCUCAUGAUUCAGAUUCAUCUAAUGACUUUCCAAGGAACGAGAUACUGCGCAAAAGACCCGUCACUGGUACAUCCUGAUGAGAUCAAGGCUGCCAGGGGAGAACUAGAACCACCACGAGAUGACUAAUUAAUUUUCACCCAUUUCCCCAUGCUCUUCUUUCUAUAAUAUAUUAAACAUCAUUUCUUUUGCUUUGUGUCUAUUUUUCUUUAGUGUUGAAUAUUUAAUGUAGGGUUUGAAGAGGGGCUAAAUAGCAGAGUGAAGCUGUUGUUGUAUAUGACAUUAACAAGGUGGUAGAGUUCAAAAAGUACUUGCAUGGGAAAAGUGAUGCUGGGUCUAGAUUAAUGUUUAAGUUCAGGUCAGGCACGCAUGGGCUAAAUGAGGAACUGGGUAGGCAUAGCGGGAGGGUAUAUAUGAAGGAGUGCCUGUUGUGUGAUGAUGAGUGUGAAAGUGUGAGUCAUGUGUUGUAGGAGUGUCCAGCAUA
This is a messenger RNA of Geodia barretti, 1653 nucleotides long. NCBI's taxonomy places the organism in Eukaryota, Metazoa, Porifera, Demospongiae, Tetractinellida, Geodiidae. The record is from the annotation of a GenBank genome assembly.